CAACACGACAGCAGACUUCCUCCUAUCCACAGUCACUCCUUGCGCACGGCUAGGCUGGGGCCAGCCAAGUAAUGUAUCUUGCGACCAUGCCACAACGUCGGCGUGUAUGAGGCUGCUUGAAGCAUGAGUCCACAGGCAUAAGUCUUUACUCCCGUUCUGUACCAGCCCUCCAAUGGCGACCGUCAGGAUAUGCGUCUGCGGCGACGAGGGCUGUGGUAAGUCGAGUCUUAUCACGUCCUUGGUCAAAGAUACCUUCAUCAGCAACAGAAUUCAAGCCGUCCUCCCUCAAAUCACCAUCCCUCCCACCCUGGGCACUCCCGAAAAUGUCACCACCACCAUCGUCGACACUUCUGCUCUCCCACAAGAUCGUGCCAACCUUGCCCGCGAAUUGCGCAGGUCCAAUGUCAUUCUGCUGGUCUACUCAGAUCCCUACAGCUAUGAAAGAGUCGCAUUGUUUUGGUUACCAUACUUUCGUUCCCUCGGAGUCAAUCUCCCAGUCAUACUAUGCGCAAACAAGUCGGACCUGGUCUCAAGCAGCACAUCCGCACAGAUAAUGGAGGAGGAGAUGUUGCCCGUCAUGUCCGAGUUCAAGGAGAUCGACUCUUGCAUUCGAACGAGCGCCCGAGAACACCACAACGUCAACGAGGCGUUCUUCCUGUGCCAAAAGGCCGUCACACAUCCCAUCGCACCCCUGUUCGAUGCUAAGGAGUCGACCCUUAAGCCAGCCGCCGUAGCAGCUCUGCUCCGGAUAUUCUACCUCAGCGAUAAAGACAAGGAUGGUCUCCUCAACGACAAAGAAAUGCAAGACUUCCAACUCAAAUGUUUCGACAAGAACCUAAGCCCCGAAGAUCUGCAACACAUCAAACACACGAUCGAGCACCACCUCCACGGAGCAGCCUCAGAUCGAGGCAUCACAUCUCAAGGCUUCCUACUACUGAACAAGCUCUACGCCGAGAAAGGACGCCACGAGACGAUCUGGGUCAUGCUCCGAACAUUCCAAUACACAGACAGUCUCUCCCUGCAAGAAUCGUUCCUCCACCCCAAAUUCGACGUUCCCGAAUUCGCAUCCGCCGAGCUCAGCCCAGCCGGCUACCGCUUCCUGGUCGACCUCUUCCUGACCUCUGACCGCGACAACGACGGCGGUCUCCGUGACGAAGAACUCGCCUCUCUCUUCGCUCCGACCCCAGGUAUCCCCCAAUUAUGGGUCGACAACAACUUCCCCAGUUGCACCGUCCGCAACGACGCCGGCCACGUCACAUUGCAGGGCUGGCUAGCCCAAUGGUCCAUGACAACCUUCACAUCCCCCAAAACGACCCUCGAAUACCUAGCGUACCUAGGCUUCGAGUCGCCCGACCGCAGUACCACCGCCGCCCUCAAGCUCACAAAACCGCGCAAACGUCGCCGGACCCGACCUGCCCGCGUAUCGCGCAACGUCCUGCUAGCCCACGUCCUGGGUGCCCCUCAAUCCGGCAAAUCCGCGCUUUUAGACGCGUUCCUCGCCCGCCCCUUUUCUAAUCUCUACUUGCCCACGAUUCAGCCUCGCGUCGCCGUCAACACGGUUGAACUGCCAGGCGGACGUCAAUGCUACCUGAUCCUCAAAGAGCAAGGCGAAUCCGAGGCCGCGGUCCUCGACAACAAGUCCAAACUGCUGGACCAAUGCGACGUGAUUGUCUACGCAUACGACUCUUCCGACCCAGACUCGUUCGCUUAUAUCCCCAAUAUACGCAAGAUGUACCCUUACCUCGAAGAUAUACCUGCAGUAUACGUCGCGCUCAAGGCCGACUUGGAUCGAACGACACAGCGAGCAGAGUUCCAGCCUGAUGAGUAUACUGCCAGUAUACAGCGCAUGCCUCAGGGCCCGCCGAUAUCCACGAGCGUCACAUGGCCUUCGAUCCAGGAUUUGUUUGCGGUCAUUUCGGAGGCUGGUCUAGAUCCUGCGACUGCUUAUCCGCGGCCGCUCGACGAUGAUGACGGUGGCGAGCUGAUGCGCUAUGGCUUGGUUUUGGCGGCCGUUGUGUGCGCAGGAGCCGCUGCAGUGGUCAUAUGGCGAAGGUCGACAUUGUCUACCGGUUGAGGUCGGCGUGCUGAGAUGUGAAGACAAUAUCAACACCGGAACGUCAACUUGGCGGAUGACAGCCUGCAGCGCCCGAGAUUCCGAGGAAAAGAUUCUACACAUACCGUCCUAUUUUAUAGGUGGUUGGGUGGAACGCCAGAAGCCGCUGAACGGCAUUGUGAGCUAAGGAGGUGCCUUGGGCCCUACGAGGCUCAAGCUCAAAU
Exophiala viscosa is the source of this 2277-nucleotide messenger RNA. Its product is annotated as mitochondrial Rho GTPase 1. Gene Ontology annotation, molecular function: calcium ion binding; GTPase activity; GTP binding. The record is from RefSeq and is a predicted model, not a curated record. The transcript has a single exon. Lineage: Eukaryota; Fungi; Ascomycota; Eurotiomycetes; Chaetothyriales; Herpotrichiellaceae. Gene Ontology annotation, biological process: mitochondrion organization; small GTPase-mediated signal transduction. Bases 173 to 2074 code for a protein of 633 amino acids. Gene Ontology annotation, cellular component: mitochondrial outer membrane.